Molecule: messenger RNA, 3111 nt
Organism: Miniopterus natalensis
Lineage: Eukaryota; Metazoa; Chordata; Mammalia; Chiroptera; Miniopteridae
Gene: TIRAP
Product: TIR domain containing adaptor protein
Biological process (GO): toll-like receptor 4 signaling pathway; positive regulation of chemokine (C-X-C motif) ligand 2 production; positive regulation of canonical NF-kappaB signal transduction
Cellular component (GO): plasma membrane; cytoplasm
Molecular function (GO): Toll-like receptor 2 binding; Toll-like receptor 4 binding
Source: RefSeq, a predicted model, not a curated record
CCCGACCUUCCAGCCUCAUAAAGCAGUUUCACUUGUUUUUGAGCGGUUGACGCAUAGUGUAUGUGACGUCCUUGUCGGGCAUGGCGUUUUAUACACAGCAGCAUUUACACAGGAAGUCCCUGUAAAGAGCUGGCUGCUGGCUGCCCUUCCCCAGCUCCCGAAUGCCCUCCAGGCCGGGUGGAGAAGAGAGCAGACACUGCUGGUCAUGCUGCACUCACACUCUGAUGGCUGUUCCAUGAGGUCAAGACUGGGUCUCCUCCCUUCUCCCGCUUUACCAAUGCCUGGUCUCAUGGGGUUAGUUUUGAGUUUAACACUAUGGCAUCACCCACCUCCUUCCCAGCUUCUGGCUCCAGGUCUAAGAAGCCUUUGGGCAAGAUGGCUGGCUGGCUCAGGCAGGCCCUGUCCAAGAAGCCCAAGGAGAUGCCUGUGUCGCAGGAAAUCUCCCCCAGUGACGCUCCACCACGAUGUCCACAGGAGGACACCCCUUCCCCGGGUCUCAGCUCUACUGCAUCGGCUGCAUCCGCCCUGCCUCCCGCCCCGCCACAGGCACAGGAGGGCGCCUCCAGCAGCCGGGGCGCCUCCAGCAGCCGGGGCGCCUCCAGCAGCAGCAGUGGUGGCCGCUGGAGCAGGGACUACGACGUGUGUGUGUGCCACAGCGAGGAGGACCUGGCGGCUGUGCAGGAGUUGGUCGCCUACCUGGAGGACAGCUCUGCCAGCCUGCGCUGCUUCAUGCAGCUACGAGACGCGGCCCCCGGCAGCGCCAUCGUGUCCGAGCUGUGCCGGGCGCUGGACAGCAGCCACUGCCGUGUGCUGUUCAUCACGCCCGGCUUCCUGCGUGACCCGUGGUGCCGGUACCAGAUGCUGCAGGCCCUGAGCCAGGCCCCAGGUGCCGAGGGCUGCACCAUCCCGCUGCUCACCGGCCUGGCCAGGGCCGCCUACCCGCCCGAGCUCCGCUUCAUGUACUACGUGGACGGCCGGGGCCCCGAGCGAGGCUUCCCGCAGGUCAAGGAGGCCGUCCUGCGCUACCUGAAGACCAUCAGCUGACACUUCUCUUAUCACCAUGGGACCCAGAAAGCUGGCACAAAGCUGGAAAUUAAGUUAGAGAGCCCAAGGCCUUGGAUCCAGCCAGUGUGACAAGGCCUGAGGAGCCAGAGUUGGUAGCACUUUGUCUGUGACCUGGGAUCAGAUUGCCCAGCAGGCUUCCAUUGUUGUGGGCUCCCCAGGAAGGCCCUGGGGAUGCUGGGGACUCCCCUGGAAGGCCCUUGCAAAGUUGGGACUCUCCCAGGAAGGCCAUGAGGAAGCUGGGGACUCCCCAGGAAGGCCAUGGGGAAGCCAGAAACGAGGUGGUAGGAGGUACUGAUGCCAAGAUGACCACCCAGUGUUCUGCCUCCUCCAUAUUAGACAUGAGUCUGGCACAUCCCUGUGUCGUCCUCCCCUGGGAUCAGGCCCUGGUGUAGAGAUGCAUUCCUCCUGAACGGGUCACUCACCUGGUGAAUCAGCCAGAAGCCUAGAGUGCAUGUCUCAGCAUGGAUGGUUCCUCCAGUUGCCUGGGAAAGCCUGGAACAGAUGUCAGGAGAAAGCCACAGGUGUCAGGCCUUUCACACUCACUGCUGCCGUUCUGUUCCCUUUCAUUCACUUCAGAAAGCUACAUGGAAAAUUCACUCGGCACUGUACUGUAUUUAGUUUUACUGCUUGCAUGUCUAAAGACUCAAACCUAGAAACCAUUCUGAAGACGGGAGGGGACAGGGAGCAGGUGGGGUGCAGAGAAGGGAAGUUCAGACCUUUUAUGUGGGAUGGAGAGCCCACCCACCAAUUGCUGGACAUAGGGGGGCCUCAUCAGGAGUCUGGCGAGAGCUCAUGCUGUGCAGCAGCUCCUCCCCCUCUGCACCGAGAGAAACCGGCCUUUUUCUUCUGGCAGACGACUGUGUACCUCGUAGGAAGGCAAGGUUCAUUCAUCUGUUCUCAGUACAAGUUUGCUGUUGAACCGAAAUGCGUUUCUUGUUCCCUCAACGUGUACUUUUGAGAUUCUUUUCUCACUUCCUCCUUUUACCGAACAAUAUUUAUACAUAUAUAUAUAUUUUUGUAAUUGAGAUAUACUUGGCAUAUAACAUUAGUUUCAGGUGUAUGAGCCACUAUGUGUAUAUAUUGUGAAAACAUUUUGUAUUUUUAACUACAAAUUAUUUUAUUACAUACAAAAGGACUAAAGCUUACUAUAAUGUACACUCACGUACCUUCCACCCAGCUUAGGAAGCAAAACAUUACAAUCUCUAGGGUGCUCCCUUCUCUCACCAACAGUAACCACUAGCCUGAAUUUUGAAUUUAUCAUUCUUAGCCUUUGUCUAGAAACUUAUUACAUAAGUAUGCAUCCCUGACAACACAUUUACUUUUACAUGGUUUUAGUUUGCAUAAAAAGCAUUGUGUUGUAUUCUGCAAAUCCCUUUAGUUUAUCAUGUUUGUAAGAUCUACCCACGCUGAGGCAUUAACUGCAGUCAAUUCACGUUCAAUCCAUUAUGUAAACACACCACUCUUUAGCCACGCAUUCUUUUACAAGUGGAUAUUUGGUGGUUUCUAGUGUUUUUGCUACUAAAAGCAAUGAGCCCAUGAACAUUUUUGUACAUGUUUCCAUGAGCAAGGUUUUCCAGGAUUCUGCCUAGAUUGGGCACAGCUGGGUAGUGAAGAGUACACAUAUUUAGUUUGAGUAGAAGGCACCAAAUUUCCUUCCAAAUUAGUUGUGGCAAUUUAAGUUCCUACCAUUUGUGUGUAAGCGUUCCCACUGUUUGAUGCCCUUGCUAACACUUAAAACUAUCAGAUUUCAAAAUGUUUGCUAAUCUGGUGGGUGAAAACUGGUAUUGUAUUAUCAUAAUAUUCUUAUUUUCCUGUUAACCUUUUCUAUGAAAAUUUGAUGAAUCUCCAGGUGCCCAACACCCAGCUUCAACAAUUACCAACUCAGAGCUAAGUUAUACCAACAACACUCUACUUGUUCCCUCAACCCUCAAAUCUUCUGAAGCAAAUCCUAUUUUAUUCCUCCAUAUUUAGGUAUGUAUCUCUAAAUUAGUAGAAGUUUGUGUUUUUUUUAAUCCUACCUGAGGAUAUUUUUUCUAUUGCUUUUCA